UAGUUUUUCAGGAGGAUACCUAAUAUGUAAUUAAUACAACGAUGACGUCACACGCGCUGAAAGUGGACAAUUGGUCGCAUUGCACCACGCCUUCUGAUCGGAAUCCCCCACAGCUGGUGUCGGUGAAGGUCGGAUGCUUCCACAUCAAUCCCGCUUCUGUACGCGGCCGGCGUCUAUUUCUGCUGCAAAUGGUCGUGCUGUGCUUUGUGCCGCACGCAGCUCUCAUCCUGCAGAACUGCUCCAUCAUGGCUCAGCUUUCGCAGACCUUCGACUCUUCAAUGUUUCUGGACAACGAGGUAAACAGAACGCUGUCCCUGGGGGAAAUGGUCCUCGCCAUUGAAGAUGAGCGCGUCUACGUUUCCCGGUAUUUAUUCUCAGAACCUGUGUCCACAGAUAUCCUGAAUAAGGCUACGCUGGAGCAAAUAUUUGUCGUGACGAACCGGUGGCUGGCCGACGACCAAUCCCCCGUGCCAGAUCCACUGAAAAUGUCAUUAUACGAUUUUCGGGAGGAAGUUUUGCAUACAUUAACAAAUAAACAAGACUCGUUGAAGAGGAUAUCCAUCUAUCAACAGAUCAAUUCUAUGCUACUCAAUUACAUGAUGAAGAAUGUUAAGUCUACCAAAUCGCCACUGUGGAGAAAAUUCCUCGCAUGCUAUGAGCUAGUGAAAACCAUGGAUGAGAUGUCGGUGACGAUAGCGUUGGUGAAGUCGGUGGAUUCGAACUUCCAAGUUCUGUCACCUCUCCAGCAGCACAUGGGGUCAGUGCUUGAACACAUGCAGUCCACUCUUCAGUACCUGGAGGUGGAGGGAGUCGCGGAUGUAUCCGUAUUGAGAGAGAUCUAUGACUUUUACAAAGCGUCCGAUUUAAUGUUUUUAAACGCAAGUGAAAUCAACACUAACAAAUCGACGGAAGUAUCUAUAAAUUACAUAAGAGAUACGAACUGCUUUUUGGAGAAAUUAAAGGACGUGCAAACACAUCUAUGGCAUAUUGUCAGAGAAUCUGCAAGUUUGGAAGUGUGGGCUGCUCGUCGGACUCUGGGCAUAGGAGUGGUGAUUUUAUGCGUGGUGUUGUUGGCUUCACCCGUGCUGAUGCUGCUAUUGCGGCACACAAUGUAUACACUGCAGAUAUUUACAGAAUCAAUCGAGCACAGCACCCAACAGCUAAUAGCAGAGAAGCAGAAGAGUGACCUACUUCUGUGUCGUAUGCUGCCCAUGCCAGUGCUGAGACGCCUCAGAGCACAGCGGACAGUACCCGCUGAAGCCUUCGACGCUGUUACCAUAUACUUCAGUGACAUCGUCGGCUUCACAAAUAUAGCUGCUAAUAGUACCCCCAUGGAGAUCAUCAAUAUGCUCAACAUGCUGUACAGUAUGUUCGAUGAUAAAAUAAUGCAGUACAACGUUUACAAGGUUGAAACGAUCGGUGACGCCUACAUGGUGGUUUCGGGACUACCUCAGAGAAAUGGCAAUCGCCAUGCGUCUGAAAUAGCAGACAUGGCACUGUCACUGAUGCGCAGCGUACAAGACGCUUGCGUGCCGCACCGGCCGGACGAGCCGCUCCGUAUACGUGCCGGUAUUAACACGGGCCCAUGUGUCGCCGGCGUUGUCGGCGCCACCAUGCCUCGAUACUGUCUGUUUGGAGACACCAUCAAUACAGCCAGUCGUAUGGAGAGUACGGGGGAAGCGAUGAGAAUACACAUAUCGCAGACAACGAAAGAAUCCCUGGACACGAUGGGCAAAUACAUUGUGGAGUCAAGAGGCAUCGUUGAUGUCCCGGGUAAAGGACCAAUGGAGACAUUCUGGCUCUUGGGUAAAGUGGGCACCACUCAAGCGGAGAGUCCACGGCAUCGUCUCCAAGACUACGACCAGAACAUUCUAGAAAUGCUAAUUAAAUAA
Molecule: messenger RNA, 1892 nt
Organism: Pararge aegeria (speckled wood butterfly)
Lineage: Eukaryota; Metazoa; Arthropoda; Insecta; Lepidoptera; Nymphalidae
Product: receptor-type guanylate cyclase gcy-4-like
Exons: 15
Coding region: 42-1892 (616 amino acids)
Biological process (GO): receptor guanylyl cyclase signaling pathway; intracellular signal transduction; cGMP biosynthetic process
Molecular function (GO): peptide receptor activity; guanylate cyclase activity
Source: RefSeq, a predicted model, not a curated record